Fusarium sp. VM40 is the source of this 780-nucleotide messenger RNA. The record is from the annotation of a GenBank genome assembly. NCBI's taxonomy places the organism in Eukaryota, Fungi, Ascomycota, Sordariomycetes, Hypocreales, Nectriaceae.
AUGGCGCUGCGAACUUUGUCUCAGAAAAUACUUGCUACCUCUCUUGUAGCCGUUGUCACCACCGCUGGCGUCUACGGCUUCACAGUUCGAAAGAGGGUAUCCAUAGUGGAUCGAAAUCUCAUCACGCGGUCUACCACUAUUCCAUCGACUUUUGAAAAAUCAAAGUCUGUCAGUGAGAUUGUCAAUUUCAAAGACCAUGUUCACCACUCGGACUGGCGCUACAUCACCCUCGAUAUACCCGCCCAACACGACGUACCCGAUGAAGUCUUACUGGCAAGAUUCGUCAAGGGGUUCUUUGGAGGAGCUGUGUUAAGACCGGAGAGAUUAACGCUGCAGAUGCUUGGUAUCAAACUUGUUCACUUCUCCAGAGCAGCCCAAACAACAGCGUUAUGGUCACUAAAAGAUAUCCCUGAGACCAAGUUACUUCCAGAUAACUCAGUCUUGUUCGGAGUCUUCCAGGUCCUAGAUUCACGGAUUGCCAAGGCAGACGAUAUCAAACACCCACCAAAACAGACAGAGAGUUAUGUGGAUUUUGCAUUCGGCAGUGAUGAGGUGGGAUUCGCUGGUGUUCACAGAUUCUCUGUUGUGAGAUCGCAAAAAGAGCAGAGUGAGGAGCAAACAGUCCAGAUUCACUUCCAGCAUAUGACUUGUAAUCCAACCGUCAACAAGCCUCUCCGUAUGCAGUGGAUGCUGGGAUUUCACGAGAUGUAUGCAGAUUAUCUGUUCCGGGACGGGGUUGGAGAGAUUAAAAGAUGGAUGAGUCAGGCUAUUGGUAAUUAG